AUGUCUCUUUCCGCCUCCGAAACGGCUCCAUUCUAUCCAAGUACUCGAAAUAUACCCGAAUCAGCACGCCUCAAAGCCCAAAGUGACCUAAUCACAGACGUUGCUGGAGGUCUUAUCCUCUGCCCAAUCGACCUGGCCGCUUCUUCUCUGCGCAUUCUCGACUCCGGGACUGGAGAUGGUCAAUUUCUGGCCCAACUUCGCUCACGCCUAGCUCACCCUGACUCUGCUACAGUGGUCGGCACCGACGUCGCCUCAUCCGAGAGCGGCCUACCAAGUUUUGUCGAGUGGCACAAACAGAACAUCAAUACCGAAUGGCCUUCCGAAUGGCAAGGGACUUUCGACCUCGUACAUCAGCGCAAUGUGUUGUUCGUCGCUGGUGGAUUUGACCGUGCGGUCAAGGCCGCAACGAGGCUGGCCAAACUGGUGAAACCGGGUGGGUGGAUUCAAAUUGUCGAAGGACACAUGCCGAACGCCCCCAUCAGCGAGAGCGACAGGCCACAUAUCAAGAUGACCGAGAUCUCCGGGCAGUUUUUAAAUCUCGGUGGUUUUGAUACCGCGCCUUCGACCAGGUUGCCGGAACUGCUCAAGGAAUCCGAUGAGCUGCAAAGUAUCCGGGGACUGGAAUUGUCUACGAGAAUUGGGAUGGGUGCAAAGGACGAGCUUAGAGAAGCGAGGAGAAUCUGGCUGAAGGCUUUUGGAAACGGCCUUGGAAAUGGGCUUGCCCAGAUCGGUGAUAAGGCGCCCAUGGGCCAAGCUGAGUUCUACGACUUGAUGGAUCAGGUUGAGUGGGAGGCAGAAAUAUAA
This is a messenger RNA of Rhinocladiella mackenziei CBS 650.93, 804 nucleotides long. RefSeq lists its product as uncharacterized. Lineage: Eukaryota; Fungi; Ascomycota; Eurotiomycetes; Chaetothyriales; Herpotrichiellaceae. Bases 1 to 804 code for a protein of 267 amino acids. The transcript has a single exon. The record is from RefSeq and is a predicted model, not a curated record.